GGAGGGAGAGAGUGUGUGUGAGAGAGAGAGAGAGAGAGCACAGGGCCGUGAGAGGGCGCCAUGUCAGACUCUAGGCCUCAGACCUGAAACUCGGGCCGAGCUGAGCCGAGGCCUUCAUCAGGACUCGCCCUCACCGGGACAUCAGAGGCCGGUUUCUGUUGAUUUCCCUCUCGUGCACAGUCCUUGCGUGUUUAAAAUUGUGAAAAGUGCUGAGCACAUUGGGGGAAAAUGGGAGCAUUUCUGGACAAGCCAAAGAUGGAAAAACAUAACGCCCAUGGCGAGGGGAAUGGUUUGCGAUACGCGCUGAGCAGCAUGCAGGGAUGGCGAAUUGAAAUGGAGGAUGCGCAUACAUCAGUCAUUGGCCUACCCCAUGGACUUGAAUCUUGGUCCUUUUUUGCAGUCUAUGACGGACAUGCGGGAUCCCAAGUUGCCAGAUAUUGCUGCGAGCAUUUGUUAGAUCACAUCACCAACAAUCAGGAUUUCAGAGUCCCUGGGGCUGUAGCUGAACCCACCACAGAAGAUGUAAAAAUUGGAAUCCGAACAGGUUUCCUGGAGAUAGAUGAGCACAUGCGAACAAUCUCUGAGAAGAAGCAUGGAUCAGACAGAAGUGGAUCAACUGCAGUCGGCGUCAUGGUUUCACCCAAGCACACUUACUUCAUCAACUGUGGAGACUCUCGAGGCUUGUUGUGCAGGAGUGGGCAGGUUCAUUUCUUCACACAAGAUCACAAACCAAACAAUCCACUGGAGAAAGAGCGCAUCCAGAAUGCUGGUGGUUCAGUGAUGAUUCAGCGCGUCAAUGGUUCCCUUGCUGUGUCAAGGGCUCUUGGAGACUUCGAUUACAAGUGCGUGCACGGAAAGGGUCCAACGGAGCAACUAGUCUCACCAGAGCCUGAGGUUUAUGCAAUCGAGAGAACAGACGAAGACCAGUUCAUAAUCCUAGCAUGUGAUGGUAUCUGGGAUGUCAUGGCGAACGAAGAGAUCUGCGAUUUUGUCAAAUCCAGGCUAGAAGUCACUGACGACCUUGAGAAAGUUUGUAACCAGAUUGUCGAUACGUGCUUAUACAAGGGGAGUCGAGACAAUAUGAGUGUCAUAUUGAUUUGCUUUCCAAAUGCGCCAAAAGUAUCCCCUGAAGCGGUGAAGAGAGAGGCUGACCUGGACAAAUAUUUGGAGAACAAAGUGGAAGAGAUCUUUGAGCAGCAGGUUGCUGAAGGAGUACCAGAUCUAAUCCACGUGAUGCGUACGUUGGCUUCGGAAAGCAUCCCAAACCUUCCACCUGGAGGUGAACUGGCGAGCAAACGGAAUGUUAUUGAAGCAGUUUACAGCCGACUGAAUCCCUAUAGGACUGAUACGGAUCAUCCAUCCUCAGAUGAAGUAUGGUAGCUGACGACUGGGAGAUUUGCAUAAACCCACGACCAGGAACAUCAAAAAUCAUCCGUGAAUCAUGAAUCUGCAAAGCGUGAUUCGAUUUUGCAAAGGGAAUUGAAACAGGGUGAGGAAAACAAUACCAAAAUCCAGUAACCAGCGGUGAUUGACCCAGGACACGAUUUAUUUACAGCAUUCAAUAAUACAGAAGAGCAAUCAUUUCCACUACAAAUUGGGCAUUGUUUGUGUGAUUUUAAUUUUGCUGACUUAAAAGUGCAAUUUUGUUUAGUUUUUUUUUCUGCCUGCAUUUAAUGGAACUUGACCUUCAGAUGAGCAUAGUGUAUGGAAAACAAAUACCCUGAUGUCCUCUUUUGGCACAGAAGCAACCAUUAAGCAAUUUGAUUUGUCAAAUGAAAAAAAAACUCUUAUCCAAAGAAUUUUUUGUUGCUUUUUUUUUAAAUGAAUUGACUGAGGUACUUUUCAAGUUGUUUCCCCAAUUUCAGAAAAGAAUGGUUGGAAAAAUGAUUCAGUUGUAAUUGUUUUCAUUUUCAUUUGAGGCUUUGAGUUUGCUGAAUGAAUGCUUACACUUUCAAAUAGAUUCAUGCAUCAGACUUGACUUGUAACCUAUAUAUUUCUACAGCCUUAUCAAAAGAUGGCUUUACACUACUGUGGUUUAUUGUAUAAUGCCAUGUGCCUGCGUUUGAAACAUCUAUUUGAGAUGUGUUAUGUCAUCUUACACCAAGAACGAGUUACUAUUUUUUCACAAGAUUUUCUUUACCAUUUUUCACCUCCCGAUCUUUAAAUUUUACUCUGUUUUUCCUGCAAACCGUAAACAUCAUCCAACUGCCCUUCUAUCUAUGUAAGGGGAGAAUACCGAAUCACAGAUAUUGUUUGAGGCAGACAUUGGUUCUAUUGAGACGUCUCAACGACGUGAUAAGGCACUAAAUCAAAUGCAAGGAUUAUUAUUAUUACUACUAUUCAUUGACUGGAUGUGUACUAACUCCAGUGGCAAAGGUAAUUUAGUCAGGAGUUUUUCUCUUACCCUGUCAAAAAGACAUUCUACUUAACAAGCUUAACAAGCUAAUUUGUGGCUGUACAUUGAAGCCACAAUCCAGUGAACACAAAGUAUAGCUGUCAGCAUUAUUGCUAUGCUAAUGGACCACCAGAACUGUAUUUUCUCCAUUGAUGACAAAUUUAUUCAGUAAAAAAAAACUUGUAUGCUACCUAUUAUGAAUGAGACCUUUUAAUUUACGCUUUCUACUGUAUAUAGGUAGUGUAUUUUGCCAAUUACAGGGCUCAUAUUAUGCUACCAAUAAGUUAAUUCUCCAGGACUGAAAGAUUAUUACACAUCAUCAAUGCCUUUUUAAUUCAUCUUAAUUUGAUAUUUGACAAUCCAUGGCAUUAUAUAAUAGCAAUAAUUUGUUAAAGGAUAAAUUAUGCAUUUCAGGGUUAACUUAGGCUAGCCUUGUGUCAAAAAUAGUCCCAAUAUGCCAGACCACUUCAUCCAAUAUUACUUAAAUGUCUGGUUAUAUUUAAUGCUUUGUAAUUUAAAAUAUUUGGAAACCAGAAUAAUUUCUUAGUGUACUGAAUCUGUCAGCAACUAUUUUCCAACCGUCGUAAACAAAAAAUUUACUGAGGUCUAUUUCAGGGUGGGAAGGUUUUUAUUUAAAAUAUAUUAUCCUGAGGACCUGCAGCUAGAUGGUACAAAUUGUCUAGUGGUAGGUCUGCAGGUUCAAUGGGCUUAAAUACAUGGAAAGGAAUUGGUUUUGACACUGGAUCAGGUUUCCAUAUACCACUGUGAACAGACAGUUCAAUAUAUAAAGUGACUGUAUCAAAUGAGCUUCCAGCUGUAUUUAUGUUCUGAUCUACCAAUUGUAGACUUUGACAGUGGAUUUUAUCUUAGUUUCACCAUUGUAAGGAGUUUGCUUUAGUCACCAUGGUAAAAGUGACGUAAAGAGCUUGAGCAAAAUGGAAAUCUAGUGAUUGUAAAAUGGGUGCUUUAUUCUAUCGGUAACUACUUUUGGUGCAAUGCUAUCUGAUCAUAAGGGAUCAACCGGACAAUUUGGGAGGGAGGGCAGUUUUAUUUUACCAUAAAUUUCUCAACUUAACUGCAAUGAAGGAUGAGCAGAAUAUUUGGAUUUGAUACGGUGUCUUGAUCUUUAUUCCCCUAAACCAAUAAACACAUUUUUCCUGAAAUACUGUUGCUUCACUUCACAGUAUUUUAUCUUGUAUAAAUGUAAAAAUUUGUUAGCAUCUUUAGAACACCAUUCUUUUCUAAACAGCGUCUUUUUUAAAUCUGCCCCUUUCUCUCUUCGCUCCCAUUCUUCGCCCCCAUUCCCCACCACUCCCCUAACCCUCACCCUCUCCUCAUAUCAGCAAAAUUCAUUUCCUCUCUUGUAUGGAGGGAAGGGUGGUUUAUGUUGCCUUGUUGGCAGACAUCUAUAUCAGAAUGUACUUCUGAGGAGAACACAUCUGGGAAUCUUUUUCCCCUCCCUUCCUUUCAGUUACUCGAAGUUUACUCAUAACUGAAGUCAGUGGCGAGUUUAGCCAAGACUAAGCAUUAUAACAUUGAACUUAGCCCUUUGGAUUCCAUUUUACCACUAGAACGAGAGUAUAUCAAGAAAUGAGAUUCAGUUAAAAUGCUGUAAUACACAGAUAAUGUUCCAGUGUAGUAAAAGUGAUUCCCGACCCAUCUGAGACAUUUGUGAAAUUACUGCAGUCUAAAUUUUUUGUUUCUUUACAAAAAAAGACAAUUACAAAAUUAAUCUAGGAGAUCAAUCUAUCAACUUUUAAUUAUAAAUAUGAACUUCUCAAUAGUUAUAGAACUUCUCGAUAUGUUUUUAAGCCAAGGGUGAAUUUUGCUGUACUUGAUGUGUGUUACUUGUAGUACAAAAAACCGCUUACAAGUCGGGGAACUUUAAAGGAUCAUUAUUCAUUUAUGGUGGAUUUUCUAAUUGAAAGAAUUUGAAAAGAAUAUUUCUCAUAGAUUAAAAUCAAAAUAAGAAAUGUAUUUUUUAAGUAUCUGAACCUUUUUAAAAUCUGACUUGCAUCACAUUGUCACUGGCAGCCAGAACUGUGAUUUAAUAAAUUCUUGCACAGUUGAGGCUGAGUUAAUAACCUUUGUUGAGUUCAACACACAAGUGGAGCUAUGUAUUGCAUCACCUCAUUUUAUUAUUUAAACUACAAAAUAUGUUUUGAACUAAAACAUUUUAAGAAGCUUUCGCUACCUGGAAAAUCGGUUGAAAUUGCUUUGCGGUGCUACUUUUUUCAUUCAAGGUUAGUCUGCGUACCUGUGGAAUUAUCAAUUGAUUUCUCUGCAUAAGUGUUAUUAAACGUGUUAUCGAGUCUCUUUUUGGGUGGGAGGUGGGGAGAUCAAUGGUUACUGAUUUUUAAAAAGGGGAUUGUCAAUUCAGAACUUUGCUCAUCCUUUACUUUGGGGGUUUUAAACUGCUGCAGAUGCAUUUUGAAGCCGGAUGUGUUUUGUUGUCUUUUGGGCAAAAUGAGUGGCAGUCGAGUUUGCCUACCGUUGUAUAAUAAAUGUCAAACAAGUGAACUUUCCCACCCUACUGUUGCUUACAUUGUGUUGUCAAAAAAUGUAACCGUAAUCACACCAGUUUGCCUUACUACAUUUCUAGGAUAGUGUCUGUCCCAGCACAUUGUAAAAGAAGGGAUUAUAUCUGUUUGACUUAAGUCUAAAACUUGCCGUGCCUGUCUUUUGAAGAAAGCCUCAUGAAUUGCCAUAAAUAUUCAUCCUCUGUCGGUAUAUUAUUUGUUCGUUCUGUCCAUUAUCAGGAAGCAUUUAUGUACCGCUUGACUUUUUUUUUCUAUACAUGUUUUUUUUGAUUCUGGAUCCAACGAUAAAGGCAUGGGAAAAAAUAUUUUGAUGACUGUUUACUUUAGCAUAGGAAACAGUUGCAUUAUCAUUGAAAAAUAAUUUAAUUUUUUUUAUUGUCAGUUUAUCACACACUAGAACACAUUUAUUGACAUGUAGAUUGUGUAACAAUACUUGCUAAAUUAUUGUUCACAGCAAUUAAACUGCUAUUGGAAGUCCAGAUUAAGACCGUGUGUUUACAAGACUUGUUAAUUGUAUAUUUUGUAUUAUGUACUGAUCCCAACUCCAAAGGAAAUAAUGUGUUAAUUUAGUUGCUAACUGUGAGAUUGUACUAUUUGUUUGGAGUCAACUGAACAAAUUGCAUAUGCCUGUGAACUGUUAUGCUUGCAGAUUGUGUUGGAGGAUGAACGUUUGAAAUACAUUUAUGGUUUGAAGAACGGUGCCAUUAAUUAAAAUGUCAGGCAAUUGCAUUACAUUUUUUAUGUGCUCAUUUACUAGAGUUGAGUUCAAAACAAUAUAAGUCAGUUGACGAGAAAUGUUAUGAUUUACAAUUUGUAUGGACUGCUUUUAACAUUUGGACUGCCAACCGAUCCAUGAGACAACUGUCGUAAGGUUUUCUUUUCAGCUCCCACAUUUUGAUGCUGAACGAAACACUAACAUCACAGUAAUAAAACGACUCAAAUGUCAGGUCUGGCUUUGUUGCUAUAACACACCCUAAAUAAACAUCUAAAAUAUAAUUUUAAUUAAA
This is a messenger RNA of Callorhinchus milii (elephant shark), 5942 nucleotides long. RefSeq names its product protein phosphatase, Mg2+/Mn2+ dependent, 1Aa (gene ppm1aa). Bases 229 to 1380 code for a protein of 383 amino acids. The record is from RefSeq and is a predicted model, not a curated record. Lineage: Eukaryota; Metazoa; Chordata; Chondrichthyes; Chimaeriformes; Callorhinchidae. The transcript is spliced from 7 exons. Gene Ontology annotation, cellular component: cytosol; nucleus. Gene Ontology annotation, biological process: positive regulation of canonical NF-kappaB signal transduction; protein dephosphorylation; positive regulation of canonical Wnt signaling pathway. Gene Ontology annotation, molecular function: protein serine/threonine phosphatase activity; manganese ion binding; magnesium ion binding.